AAUUUAGUUAAUUUAUUUUAUGAGAUUAUCUCUUAAAUGAAAAUAUAUUAUAAAUUAGUUGUUUUUGAAUUAGUUAACUAUUUUUGAUUUGAUAAUAUUACCAUUAAUAAAUGUCUUAAACUAACAUUUUUGAUGGUAGCAUGGAUUAUAAACAUAUGUUAGACGAAAAUUAAUUGUAUAUAAUGUUUUUGUUUUAAUAUAAUAGAUAACAAUGUUGUAAAAAAAAAAGAAUAGCUAACAAAAAUGAGGAUGCUAUCGAGUGUUUUUGUAAGACUUGUAUGACACUGAAAUUGAGCUAAGAUCAAAGCAUAUUAACCAAUCACUCAUUUAGUUCUUUUUUUUACAACAAUAUAACUAAACUAUCAGCGCUGCGAAAAAUUUGCGGGCAAGAGAUAUUGAUUGUGAUCAGCGUUGUAGUAUCUGUGGUGUCGAGUAAGAAUCCAUUAAUUAUGUCCUUUUUGAAUGUCUACCAACUUUACAAAUUUGGAUUUUGUCGAAGAUACCUUCUCUUUUGGGUGUUUUUCUUUCUCGUUCGGUGUUUACUAAUAUGAAUUAUCUUUUUUAGAGGCUACCGAGAUAAUAUGAUUUCAGUUCAUUUUCUUGGACUAUGUGGUAUAUUCGGAAGAACAGGAAUAAUAAGUUAUAUUCAAACAGAAAUGGCGAUCCUCAGGAAAUCUUACGAAUAGCGAAAGUGGAAGCAGUGGUUUGGGCAGAUGCCUAACUUACGGUUCCUGUCAACCAUAAUUCAUCUUUCUCCUCAACAGAGUGGCUGUCAUCAGAGCAGACCAAAGUUUGUUUUGUAGAUGGUGCAUGGAAGGCAAAUGAUAAGUUCUCAGGCUAAGGAUGGUUUUGUAGGACUAAUGGUUUAGAAGAGAAGAUGAUGGGAGCAAUGAAUCUCCGAAGAAGCUUAUCCGCUUUACAUGCUGAAUGUGAAGUUUUUAUAUGGGCUAUGGAAUACAUGAAGAUCCACAAUUUUUCAGACGUAACUUUUGCAACAGACUGUUCUCAAUUGGUGAAGAUGAUGUCAUAACCUGAAGAAUGGCCAGCUUUUGCUACACUCUUGGAGGAGUUCCAGCGCAGUAAGCUUUUUUUCCCUUCCUUCAAGAUCCGACAUAUUUCGAGAAUUCAAAAUCUAGUGACGGACAAGGUGGCACGAGGUGCUAGGUGUUCCCAUACUGCUAUGUUCUAUGUUGAGCAUAUAUGCUGGUUUAAUUAUCACUCAUUUAGAUCAAUAGGGUACAUAUUUAGAAAGAUUAAAAUCUACAUUGUAGGUUAAUUUCGAUAAAUUUAUAUUUGGGAAAGGUCGGUUUUUAAAUUUCACAUUGUAGAUUACGUUUUCCAUCCCCAAAAUUUCGCAAACCAAGUUAGUGAGGGUAGAAACUGAAAGUUAAUGAUAAUAAAAUUCAAUUUUACUGUUGGUUUAUUAUUAAUGUAAACAAUUAAAUAUGUCAUAUUAACUAAUUUUGUAAGUGAUCAUACUAUGAUUUGUUAAUAAUACAUAAAAAUAGAACCAUAAAUUAAUAGACUAGAUGAUUCUAGAAUUAUAUUCUGUCAAAUAACGUUUUAAGAAACUAAAACAAAGAUUUUUACCAAAAUAAAAAAUAAAACAAUGAGAUGUCAAAAUAAAAAACAAAGAGUAAGACCGAUCACUAGCUGGAAUAAAGGAAUAUCCGGAUAUCCAAAAAGAAAAAAAAAAAGAAACUUGGAAAAAUGGCAAUCCAACAUAUAGCUUGUUGGAAUCAAAUGUGAUAGAAACUUUCAAAUUCAAACAAGAAUGAGGCGUAUUGGAUUUCACAACUUAAAUCAACAAAGAACAAGGAGGAUACUUACUUCUUCUUCUUCAACCGUUCUUCCUCAUCUUGCACCAUCAUGUCAAGAAACCAUUCUCUCACCCCAAGAUCCAAAACCCAAAACAGAUCUUCCAAGCAGUUUCAGCUUCUUGCGAGAAACAAAGCCAUCCAUUUCUUGCCCGAGGAAUCAAGUUACAGAUUCAGUGAACAGAGUUAAGCUCCGAGAUGGGAGAUUCCUUUCUUAUAAAGAGAGAGGUGUUCCAAAGAACGAAGCUAAAUACAAGAUCAUUCUUAUUCAUGGGUUUGGAAGCUCCAAAGAGAUGAACUUCUCUGCUUCAAAAGAGUUGAUAGAAGAGCUAGGCGUAUAUUUUCUACUCUACGACCGAGCUGGAUAUGGAGAUUCUGAUCCAAACCCGGAACGUUCGUUGCAGAGCGAAGCGCUUGACAUAGAAGAACUUUCUCAUAAGUUGCAGAUAGGACACAAGUUUUACAUAAUUGGAGUUUCCAUGGGAUCAUAUCCUACGUGGAGUUGUCUUAAACACAUACCUCACAGGCUAGCUGGAGUGGCGUUUGUAGCUCCAGUGGUAAACUAUGGAUGGCCGUCGCUUUCUAAGAAGCUUAUAAAGAAAGACUACAGGAGAGGGCUUAUAAAGUGGUGUUUUCGGAUAUCGAAAUAUGCACCUGGGCUGUUACAUUGGUGGAUCAGUCAGAAACUCUUCCCAUCAACUACUUCAGUCAUUGAAAGCAAUCAACUCUAUUUCAACACCAGUGACAUUGAAGUACUCAAGAGAAUUACCGGUUUUCCUAUGCUUACUAAGGAUAAACUACGGGAAAGGAGUGUAUUUGAUACUCUAAAAGACGAUUUCUUGGCGGGCUUCGGGCAAUGGGACUUUGAUCCAUCUGAUGUAAGAAUGAGUGGAGAGAACUCUGUUCAUAUAUGGCAUGGAAAGGAAGACAAGGUGGUUCCGUUUCAACUUCAUAGAUGCAUCUUGAAGAAGCUGCCUUGGAUCAAGUAUCAUGAGAUACCUCAUGGAGGACAUUUGAUCGUACACUAUGAUGGUACGUGCGAUGCGGUUCUAAGGGCACUAUUGGUCGGGGAAAAUCAAAAGUUGUAUCAACCCGAACACAACUAACUCUCUUGUGUUUGGAGACUCAUACGAUUUUAAAUUGUUAACAAGCAUUUUGUCAUAUAAGAACUAUAAUACAAUCACAAAACUAUAUGAAACACACACACACACACAUAUAUAUAUAUAUAUAUAAAACAUACUAGUUGAUCCUAUUUUUCCUCCUAUAGAGUAAGCCAUGAUAAACGUUGAUUAUGGCAUCUACAACUACAAUAUAGAGGAAGGAAAUGGAGCAAUACGUCUUUAACUUGUGUAUGUAUAAGAAGGUUAACUAUUUAUCAUACGAAAUUACUGCAAAUUAGAUUGAAUGAAAUAUCUCAUAAAAUGUAACUUACUGAAAGUUUAAAACAAAUAACAACACAGUGAAAUCUAAUUUAGACUAGACAUUAGCACAAGCAGAAUAUACAGACCUCAACUUAUCAAAAUCUAGACACACCAAAUAUCCAAUUUUCAUCAUUAUAAUUAAACCAGAGAAGGAAAAAAAAUUAAACCAGGGAGUAGCACAAUGUUCACACCAAAAUUCUAGAGUUUGUUGUAACAAUUUGCUAGAGUUACAGCCAAAACAUCCAAACAAAAAUGAAAUAAAUGUCUUCAAACCAAUUAAACCUAGCUCCAUCAAGAAAACACAAACAAGCAUAAGCGUUUAAAGAUACAUCAAGUUCUCAACAUCAUCUAGUCCAAUAAUGUCCCACAUGUUAGUAAGAUAGCGGUUGGAUGUGUCUUUGAUUUCAACUUUUCUCAAAUGGUUGUUUUGUAGAUUGUAAAGAAAAAUGUGGAAACGAAUGGUACUUUUACGUUGAACGAUCAUCUUGCAGGUGCUGGGAUUACGAGAUGUAUUUUGAGGUACCAAAAUAACCUCACCGUUUCUAGUUGUACAUUGUACCCUAAAACGGAUGUCACUGAGUAAAUGCAUCUGAGAAAGAUCCAACACAAAUGUCUUUCUGGCCCACAUAUUCUUCUCCGCAUCAUCCAUAACCCAUAGUUCCAUCACACCUCUCUUUUCAAAAUCGUCAUUGUAUAAAACAGCUACUCUCAGGGGCGGACCUACAGCAAGACUAGGUGUGGCAUGUGCUCCACUCUAAUUUUUUAUUUUUCAUUAAUAGUUACUGCUAAAAAUUAUUGAAAUGUUUCUAAGUAUGACACUAAUAUAAGAAUAUAUAUGAUUUUAUACCCCAUACUAAAACCAGCCCUGGAUCCGCCCCUGGCUACUCUUCCACCGUAUUCUAUAAGAUCAGUAAAACAAGGCAAGCACCGUAAUGUGUUACCUUCAGGCACUUGGAACAUACUGAUUUCUUCAUAAUGAAUAUCAAAACUGACAAGUACAGUAUGAAUCCAAAAAGUCGAAGCUAGGUAAUAGACACUCCU
Brassica napus (rape) is the source of this 4279-nucleotide messenger RNA. RefSeq lists its product as uncharacterized. Lineage: Eukaryota; Viridiplantae; Streptophyta; Magnoliopsida; Brassicales; Brassicaceae. The record is from RefSeq and is a predicted model, not a curated record. The coding region runs from base 1775 to 2923 and encodes 382 amino acids. The transcript is spliced from 5 exons.